UUGCAGGAUGGAGAGCCAUCGUUAUCGUCUAUUAGUGUUGACGCUGCUGAUGAUAACGUUGAUGUCGAUGCGAACAGUAAAAGCGAAGAGAAGAAUUUCCUUGAACCACUGACUGAUUUGGAACUUUGUGCUGCAAAAUCGCAUCUUGAAUUUUCGUUCGAGGACAUCAAGAACAAAGAUAGUACGAUACGCUUCGGCACCGGCACAACGAUGAGGGAUCGACCUUGUCGAUCGCCCAUGCAGUGCCGCGAUUACAGCUUCCAGUGA
Messenger RNA from Gongylonema pulchrum, 267 nucleotides. Lineage: Eukaryota; Metazoa; Nematoda; Chromadorea; Rhabditida; Gongylonematidae. The record is from the annotation of a GenBank genome assembly.